CUCGCGCUGCCUGAAUACUACUGACGGCUGAGAUUGCUUCGUUUCUGCCCGUGUGUUUUCACAUUAUUUAGUGUGGACAUAGGCCGUGGAAACUACACAGUUUGUUCGUCUGUUCUUCAAGCUGCAACUCACCCUAGACCUAGUCACUGCUGGUUAUACUUUUAAAGAAAUGGAGGAAAAUGCGUCGACAGAGGGUUCUGCUGCUCCAGCCCCAAGUGGAGAUGCAUUAGUCCCGAAUGCUGUGCCGCCCCCAGCAAGUCAAGAGGCGCUGACUUUCCUUAACUCCGUCACUCCCAACGAUCUUCAAAGCAUCUUCUUCACGGAUGCUCUCGUGACGACGUCAGAUGCCGGCAAGGAGCUUGGAGAGUUCUCCGUCAGCGUCGAAUUAGCCAGACAUAGUGGACAAGACUGUUUACUGAUUCACGCCAAUAGCCACGGGGCACUGGACAACGUGCCCAUGGGGACGUCAGUCACAGCGUACGUUUCAAAAAACCUGCAAACCUUGGAACAUCAGCAUCAUGAGUAUGUGAAGCUUGAAGACAAUCAUUUAGACAAGAAGACAUUCUUGAGAUUACAAGAUGGGCAAUACGUCGUCAACAAAGUCAUCACACAAGGAGAUCAAGUUCAGCGAACUGCUUUAUCAUUCAGCCUGGAUUCUAUGGCAGGUUUCAUAUCUGAAGGUUCCAAUCUGAUUCUUGAGAGAUUAAUGGUCAAGAAAGGAAUUCCUGAGAAUAUGGAAUUCUUGUCCUUCGACUCAGAAGCCAACCUUUGCCGUGCAACAUAUAAACCUCUUGAACAGCGUCUUCAGAAGGUGGGUGAAGAUGAGAUCACAGUUACAGGAAUUGAGAGAACGAUUCAAUCCAGUUCAGACCUGCCAACUACAUGGCAAACUUACUUCUCAUUGGAUGGGCAUCUGACAAGUAGAGUCCAAGUUGGAUCACCUGUUACAAUGAGACUACUCCAGUUACCGGUCGUCGUCCCAGUAGAUGAGCAGGGUCAACCCAACGCCAUACCUCGCAAACCAUUAAACUGGGAGGAAGAUAUGCAGCUGUAUUCUAAAUUUUUGGAUAGAAAGGAGGAGUUGAAAGGAGACCACGCUACAUACAUGAGACACCACCCCGAACUGAAAGCCCUCUUGGCAGACUUCCUCCAGUUCCUUCUCCUACGCAAACCCGAGGACGUCGUCGCGUUCGCCGCCGACUACUUCGCUUCCUUCUCACCGACCACCAAGAUUGGAAGCUCUUAUGCAACCUCCAACGAGCCGAGAUAUACUCCGAGACCAAACUCGCCGUUCAAGAAACGGAAUGGAGAGGAGACAACACCUAGCUGAGCUUUAUACAAUUUUUGCUCAAUUUUUAGUUUUGUUUUUUGCUAUUAUCUGCAUGGGAAUCGGUUCUGUUGCAUCUAUCUGCAGGUUUGAUACUCAGCCUAUGUAAAAAAGAAGUCUAUUAUAAAUGGACAAUGGUCAGUACUGUUUCCCCGCUUAGUUUGAAAACAGUGCUUAGCAGUUGAGGGUUGUUGUUUUUUUGUUUUUCGUUGAUAAGAAUUGUUUCAGUUUAUAGAUUGAUCCAGCCGUCGAUUUCACCAAACUCUUCCUAACUUAUGAUUUAUCUUAGGACUUAGAAUGAGUUAAGUUCCAUAUC
This is a messenger RNA of Asterias rubens (European starfish), 1643 nucleotides long. Its product is annotated as ciliogenesis-associated TTC17-interacting protein-like. The coding region runs from base 170 to 1330 and encodes 386 amino acids. Gene Ontology annotation, biological process: actin filament polymerization; cilium organization. The record is from RefSeq and is a predicted model, not a curated record. Lineage: Eukaryota; Metazoa; Echinodermata; Asteroidea; Forcipulatida; Asteriidae. The transcript is spliced from 10 exons.